GCUAAAUCAUGCUAACGCUAUAAACAGGAGUUGCACUUCAGGUAGCUGAUUUAACGGCCUGCCACUAGUAAGGGUGCAUUAAGAGAAACCAGCUCUGAGACACGCAACACAAGUUGUGGAGGUACAACAACACGCUUCCAUCCUUACCCAGGAAAUUUAUGCCUUAAACCCUGAAAAUUACAGAGGAUUUCCUUACUGAGAUACCAGAUGCAUCAGUGCAAUCUGAGGUUCACAUGGAGUUGUUGAUACGGCUGGCUCCAGCUAUCAGAUGCCCUUGAUGCAGGUCAGUCCGGCCAAUCCAACAACCCCGCCUGGACUGGACAGCCUCAAAACCCGAGUUGGCCUGGGCAACCAUUCGCACCCAUGUGGCCUGGGCAACAGCCUGGGCCACAGCCUGGACCAGGCAUGCCAGUCUGGCCUGGACAACCCGGCCAGCCCACUACGCCAGGGUGGCCAGGACCAGCUCCACCGACUGCCCCUCAAAAUGUGCCACUGACUGUCCCAUACGAGCAGUCUCUACCCAGCGGAGUUUAUGACAGGAUGCUUAUUACAAUCCAGGGGGAGGUUAAGCCAAAUGCAAAAGGGUUUACUGUAAAUCUGAGCAAAAAUAAAGACAUAGCAUUUCACUUCAACCCUCGCUUCAAUGAAGAUGGGAAGCAAGUGAUCGUAAGAAAUACCUUCAUAAACAACAUAUGGGGAAAAGAAGAAAGAGAAGCUUCCUCAUUCCCUUUUGUUCCUGGGAAACCUUUUGAGCUGAAGAUCUUGGCCACUCAAACUGAAUUCAAAGUGGCUGUGAACAAGUCCCACCUGUUGGAGUUCAAACAUCGGUUUUCUCAGCUCAACCAGAUCAAUAGAAUCAAUGUCUUCAGUGAUGUCACACUUACGUCUGUACUAGCAGAGACACUUAAGUGAGGCUUUCUAAGAACAUAUAACCAUAAACCAUGUAAGAUUAGGUAAAAUUGUCUUUUUCAGUGAGGUCAUGCAAAUAUGGUGGUUCUUUUUUUUGUUGGAAGGGUUUAAAAUUUUCAGUCAUUUUUACUAGCUGCACUGCAAUGUUGUGGUACAUAUAGGUCUCUAGAUGUCCUUGUUUAACCCUCUUUAAUGGUCCUAUGUGUUUUAAAGACAGCUUGAAACAGUUGUCUAAAUAUGUAUAUUUUACAAAUACCAGCUCCAGAAAAUUUGGGACAUCUGUGUUGGGAAUUUGGGAAAUCUAUGAUUUCAGCAAGACAAUGCCAGGCCUCAUUCUGUACAUGCUACAACAGCAUGGCAAUAAUGAAGAAAAGUUCCACUUGCAAAACUGCAACAAUUAGUGUCUUCAGUUUCCAAACCAUUAAAAAAUCUCAUUAAUAGGAAAGCUGGUGGAACACAGUGCUAAACAUGUCUCUGGUCCAACUUUUUUAAGUUGGUUGCAGACAUCAAAUUUUACUUGUGUUUGCAAAAUACAAUGAUGCUGAUUAGUGAAAAUGUUUGUUUGUUUUUUGUUAAAUAAAGAUUCAAAGUUUGCGAGGAUGGAUGAGUACUUUGUGAUUUUACUGUCUUUGGUGUACCAACUCUCUUAAAAACAACAGGGACCAUGUCUUACUAGUCACACAACAGACACAUAAGGACAAUCUAGCAUAUAAUGUUUAUGUCAGACUUUUAAUAAAAUGUUUUUCCAAGGGGCUAUUCCCACUCAC
Molecule: messenger RNA, 1676 nt
Organism: Trichomycterus rosablanca
Lineage: Eukaryota; Metazoa; Chordata; Actinopteri; Siluriformes; Trichomycteridae
Gene: lgals3b
Product: lectin, galactoside binding soluble 3b
Exons: 8
Coding region: 364-912 (182 amino acids)
Biological process (GO): neutrophil chemotaxis; negative regulation of extrinsic apoptotic signaling pathway; monocyte chemotaxis
Cellular component (GO): nucleus; cytoplasm; immunological synapse
Molecular function (GO): carbohydrate binding; IgE binding; laminin binding
Source: RefSeq, a predicted model, not a curated record